AUGGCCGACAGACAGAACCGUGUGGGGUCCAAAAUUGGAGGAGCCGGAGUCGCUGGCGCCUCGGAGUCGAAUGUCGAUAGGAGAGAACGUCUCCGCAAACUUGCCCUUGAGACCAUCGACCUGGCAAAGGACCCAUACUUCAUGCGGAAUCACUUGGGCUCGUACGAAUGUAAACUCUGCUUAACCCUCCACACAAACGAGGGUUCCUACCUCGCCCAUACCCAGGGCAAGAAACAUCAAACCAACCUGGGCCGUCGCGCCGCAAAGGACGCCAUGGAAAAACCCGACCCCCUCGCGCCCCUCACCGCCGCCCAACAACAAGCCCUCAAAUCUUCCACGUCAACACAACCCACAUUCAAACGUAAUAUCAUCAAGAUCGGUCUGCCCGGUUACAAGGUCACCAAGAUCAGGGACCCGACCUCGAGACAGGUCGGGUUGCUGUUCGAGAUUGCGUACCCGGAGAUUGGACAGGGAGUCGAGCCACGGUACAGGUUCAUGUCGGCAUACGAGCAGCAGAUCCAGGCUCCUAACAAGGCACAUCAGUACCUGGUGAUUGCUGCAGAGCCCUAUGAGACGAUUUCGUUCAAAGUCCAGAGCCGGGAUAUUGAUCGGGCGGAGGAGAAGUUGUGGAGUCAUUGGGAUGUGGAUCAGAAGAUGUAUACGAUGCAGUUCUUUUUCAAAAAUGAUCAGAGGUUGUUGAGUUCUAGUCGGAUGGAGAGUGCGCCUGGGUACAGUGUUCCUGGGACGCAGAUGGCUAACCCUUUGAACCCAUUCCAUGCGCCCAUGCGGACUGCUGCCUAA
Linnemannia hyalina is the source of this 801-nucleotide messenger RNA. Lineage: Eukaryota; Fungi; Mortierellomycota; Mortierellomycetes; Mortierellales; Mortierellaceae. The record is from the annotation of a GenBank genome assembly.